Messenger RNA from Annulohypoxylon truncatum, 1725 nucleotides. RefSeq lists its product as uncharacterized. The coding region runs from base 1 to 1725 and encodes 574 amino acids. Gene Ontology annotation, molecular function: DNA-binding transcription factor activity, RNA polymerase II-specific; RNA polymerase II cis-regulatory region sequence-specific DNA binding. The transcript has 2 exons. Gene Ontology annotation, cellular component: chromatin. Gene Ontology annotation, biological process: regulation of transcription by RNA polymerase II. Lineage: Eukaryota; Fungi; Ascomycota; Sordariomycetes; Xylariales; Hypoxylaceae. The record is from RefSeq and is a predicted model, not a curated record.
AUGGACCCAACUAUGAUGGCAUCCCAGAUGGGACCAACGCCUUUCUUCUACUACACGCCAGACCCCAACCCAGAGAACCGGCAUCACGGCCACUUCAGUCAACAGCCUGGCUUCCAACAGAUGCAGCAGCAGCAGGUGUUCCCCGUGGUACCUACGCUGCCUUCGACGCCGAUUUACUCGAGGCCGAACUCGGCUUGCUCGCAACAACCGUUCCCGAACAAGAUGUACGGCGCAGUCCCGAGCAACGUAACUCCGAUGGCGUCACCUCAGACCGCGCAGCGACCUGGCAUUCUAGUACAGACUCAACCUUCCAAGCUGAUGCUGGAGACUGAGCUUUGCGACAAUGACGGCUUCUACUACCCGGCCACGCCUCCCUUGUCAACGUCGGGUAGCUCCAUGGGUAGCCCAUGCAACUCGAACGACAUGUUAGCCACACCGCUCAACCCCAUGUUCUCUGGAUUGGAUGGAUGCGAGAUGGUCAAGCCGGAAGUCGAGACCGUACCCGAGAAUCUUGAGAACCUGGACUGGGCCAACUGUGGCUCGCCACCUCUAACACCUGUCUACCUCCAAGCUCAGGCACAACAAUCAGCAGCAAAUCAGAGUCAGGUUCCGUCACCAAAUUCCAGCUUUUCAAGCGACCACCUAUCGCCAACAUCCUGCCCUUCCUUGUCACCGUCACCAUCUCCCUACGCACGAUCUGUUACAUCAGAGCAGGACGUGGAUUCUAGCUUCUGCGACCCUCGGAAUUUGACAGUUGGCGGUGUAUCUAACCCCACAUUAGCGCCCGACUUUUCUGCCCCUGUCGCGUUAGAGGAAUUCAGGGGUGACGCUGUACCAAAACAAUCUCUCCCUACUUCCUUUGACUUCAACCCAGAUAUUCAUCACGGUCUACCAACUUUCGAGGACAUUGACGACCUUGAAUCAGAGGACGACUUUGUCAACCGUCUAUGCAACAUUGGUGAUCAAUCAGGUGCAGACAUCAAGAGGUCACGCUCUGCUACUUGCUCUACCACGCUGUCGCUUGGUAGCGAGUCGUUUUUGGGUGAGGGUGACUUCGACGCCGACGACAAUUCUUGUGCGACUGGAUUUUCCAGCUACACCUCGUCAGACCCAGACUCGCACAAAGACAAGAAAUUGAAGAAGUCAAAGAAGGAAUCGCGAAAGGCUGCGCCCGUCAUGAACGUCGCUGCCGAUUCCAACUCCGCUCAGGGUGGCGAGCAAGAGCAACAACAAUACACCCAAACUGAGGCGGACGACAGCAACAACGCUGGAUCGCCUGAGGGAUCAAAUGCGCAAACCCCCCUGCCUGCUCCGCCCAACCGCCGAGGCCGUAAGCAAUCAUUAACCGAAGACCCCAGCAAGACCUUCGUUUGUGAGCUAUGCAACCGUCGUUUCCGCCGACAGGAGCAUCUCAAGCGACACUACCGUUCUCUACACACGCAGGAGAAGCCCUUCGAGUGCCACGAGUGCGGUAAGAAAUUCUCUAGAAGCGACAACCUGUCACAACACGCACGUACUCAUGGCAGUGGCGCCAUCGUCAUGAAUCUCAUCGAUGCUAGCGAGGAAGGUCUUGAUCUGAUGCCAGCUGGUGAGACCGACUAUGCCAACUUCGGUAAGGUCCUCUUCCAAGUCGCAUCGGAAGUCCCUGGCAGUUCCAGCGACCUCUCAUCGGAUGAAUCGCCUAGUGAGGGUCAGGGCAAGAAGAAGCGCAAGCGAUCUGACUAA